GUUUGAGCGAGCCUGCCUUGCAGUAACGCGCGUGUGUGUCGGCAGUCCGAUACGCGCAUCAGACGAGGCACAUCAGCUGGACCUACAAAUCCCUGGUCUGAACUGUGCUGUAGGACCAGGAUUGAAGCAUCAUGUCGGAGUCAUUUGAUUGUGAGAGCUGUAAAGAGUCUCUGUAUGGCAAAAAAUACAUCCAGGUGACUGACGUUCCCCACUGUGUUCCCUGUUACGACCGCCUGUAUGCAAACACCUGCCAUGAGUGUAAGGAGCUCAUCGGACACAAUGCACAUGAGUUGUAUUAUGAAGACCGACAUUAUCACGAACAAUGUUUCUGCUGUUCACGGUGUGGACGUUCACUGGCCGAUGAGUCUUUCACCUGUCAGGACGAUGCUCUCGUGUGUAAUGACUGUUACUGCAGCGAGUUUUCCUCAAAAUGUGUGGCUUGCAACAAAAAUGUGAUGCCAGGCUCUAAGCGGUUAGAGUAUGAUGGAUGUGCCUGGCAUGAGGAAUGUUUUGUUUGUUGCGCUUGUGAGCAACCCAUCGGCCCUCAGGCCUUCAUCCCGGAUAAGGGCGAUUACUACUGCGUGCCCUGUUACGAGGGACGGUUCGCCCCGCGCUGUGCUCACUGCAAAAAGAUUUUAGAUCAGGGUGGGGUUAAAUACAGAGAUGAGCCAUGGCACAGGGAGUGUUUUCUGUGCACCGGUUGUAAGACGCAGCUCGCCGGUCAGCCGUUCACAACACAGGGAGAAGAUCCAUACUGCGUGAAGUGCUUCAGUAACUUAUACGGCCAAAAAUGUACCGCCUGCAACAAACCCAUCACAGGUUUUGGAGAAGGGAAGUACAUUUCGUUUGAGGACCGCCAGUGGCAUCAGCCGUGUUUUAAGUGCUCCUCCUGUUCAGUGUCUCUGGUCGGAGCCGGAUUUUUCCCUGAUGGAGCAAACGUUUUCUGUAAAAGCUGCAAUAACAAAUAACCAACAACUCGUGUCUACAGAUAAAUUGUAGAUAUUGGUGUACACCGCUUUGUAUAAACACAACUUAAAAAUUCAUUUAUGAAUGAUAUAUGUGUAACAGAAAUUGUAAUAUACAAAAUAGUUUAGUAUUAUUGUUCCAUUGUUUAAAGAUUAUUUUGGCGUAUAUAUAAUAUUUGGACAUUUUAGAUCUGAAAUCAAAUGUUUGAACUUGGCCUGUGUAAACAAAACCAUUCUUUUAAAGGCUGUUGUUUCUAUCAUUGCAGUCAUGUUUUGCAUAGUUUUGCUUUGUAAGUUGAGUCAUUUCCAUUAAGUCAAGUGUUUGCGUAAUCUUCAAACCUUUACAUACACACUCCAACAGCAACAUUCCUCAAUGAAACACAAAUGUCUCUUCAUAUAUAAAGGCAUGUAUUCACUGAAAUCAUAUAAAAUGUGGACAGUUGGCUGUAUUAUACACUAUACAUUGUUUUACAAAAUACAUCCAGUGCUUCAAAGGC
Paramisgurnus dabryanus is the source of this 1462-nucleotide messenger RNA. It is a transcript of the gene fhl3b, whose product is annotated as four and a half LIM domains 3b. Gene Ontology annotation, molecular function: actin binding; transcription coregulator activity. The record is from RefSeq and is a predicted model, not a curated record. NCBI's taxonomy places the organism in Eukaryota, Metazoa, Chordata, Actinopteri, Cypriniformes, Cobitidae. Gene Ontology annotation, biological process: actin cytoskeleton organization. Gene Ontology annotation, cellular component: nucleus; stress fiber; Z disc.